AUGUUUAAAAAGAGCUUGAAUUUCAAAAUCAAAUAAAUAAAACAAAGUUUAGCAAGAAAAGUUGCUUUUGGCAAAUUUUUAAGUAUAUUAGGCUGAGAUAAUUUUUGUAUUUUUAAAUGAAAGUCCUGUGCCGUUGAUUAAAUUUAUCAUUAAAAGAGUAUCAAAUGAGUUUAACUAAAAGACGGAAGUAUAUUAUGAAUCAAUAAAUUCUAUUUCAAGCAUAAUUUUUCAAUUUAGAUAAUUGGGAACCUUUCAUCAAACCUUUAGUUAUGAUUAGGGUAAUCCUUAAAAUUUCACUUCAAUUGUCCUCAAUUUCUCAAGUGAAUUACUAUUGAAUAUUAAUUUUACAAAAGAGAACAUUAAAUAAUUGUUAGAAUUACAUAAAAGCUGGGAUAAAUCAAUUUAGAAUAUAAAAUAAAGCAUUUCAAUAAAAUUACGUUCUCCUUCCAGAAUUUUUAGGAAUUGUUCAAUAGCAUAAUCUGCAAUAGAAAAGUGGUGUGUAUGGCUCUUUGUGUUAUUGAUAAUUAAACAGGAUAUGAAAUUGAACUAACCAUUAUUAAUAAAACUUUAAAGAAGAUUGAUACUAUAAUUGUCGCUGCUUAUUAAUAAUUUGGAUUAAAAUGCGCAAAAAAUAUGGAGAAAAAGGUGCUUUCAAUUUGCAUAAGAUCUCCUAAUUUCAAAGAAAUAAAUAACCUAAACUUUUGUAGAAAUAAAGUUGAAUCAAGAAAAAUGGAGUACAAGAUAGGUAUGCUUGAUAAAUAGACGUAAAUUUUAAUUAGAAUUUGCAUUUUAGAUUAAUAGAAAAUUUUGAGUAUUAGUUCAGAUAUUUUAUUUUUUAAAUAUAGUUAAUCAGAUAUAUAACUUAAAUUGAUAAAUAAAAUAACAUAAUCACAAGAACUUUUAAAUAUUUUGAAAAAUGAAAAAACUUAUAUUCCUUUUUUUUAGGAUCUGAAUAUAUUAAAAUGGGAUUUUGCUCUUAAGGAAUGGACAUUUACAAACUUAUAAUGA
This is a messenger RNA of Paramecium sonneborni, 1008 nucleotides long. Lineage: Eukaryota; Ciliophora; Oligohymenophorea; Peniculida; Parameciidae. The record is from the annotation of a GenBank genome assembly.